AUGUCAAAUUCAAAACAAAUUGUUAGAAUUUCAGAUGAUUUAGAAUUUUCUAUUGAUUCUUUUGUAACACCAGGAUGUUAUGAAGGUGAUUUAUCAUGUAUUGUUAUACCAGAAGGUUUAGUUGUAGAUAGAGUUAAAAAAUUAGCUCAUGAAAUUCAUGAAUCAUUAGGAGAUGUACCAUUAAUAUUAUUAUGUAUUUUAAAAGGAUCAUAUAAAUUUUUUACAACACUUGUUGAUGAAUUAACUAUUGCUAGAAGAAAUUGUACAACUUCUUUAACUGUUGAAUUUAUUAGAGCAAAAUCUUAUGAUGGAACUGCUUCAACUGGACAUUUACAAAUUAUUGGUCUUGAAUCACUUGAUGAAUUAAAAGGUCAAAAUGUUGUUAUUGUUGAAGAUAUUGUUGAUAGUGGUUUAACAUUACAUCGUUUAAUAAAAACAGUUAAUGACAAUGGAGCAUCAAAUAUUUGGACAGCAAUUCUUUUAUCAAAAAGAGUUGAAAGAACAAAAGAAGUUCCAGAAAAUUUUGUUGCAUUUAGUAUUCCAGAUAAAUUUAUUGUUGGUUAUGGUUUAGAUUAUAAUCAAAAAUUUAGAGAUUUAAAUCAUAUUGCUGCUAUGAGUAAAAGUGGAAUAGCUAAAUAUAAAUAA
Strongyloides ratti is the source of this 645-nucleotide messenger RNA. Its product is annotated as Phosphoribosyltransferase domain and Hypoxanthine phosphoribosyl transferase family-containing protein. NCBI's taxonomy places the organism in Eukaryota, Metazoa, Nematoda, Chromadorea, Rhabditida, Strongyloididae. The coding region runs from base 1 to 645 and encodes 214 amino acids. Gene Ontology annotation, molecular function: hypoxanthine phosphoribosyltransferase activity; magnesium ion binding. Gene Ontology annotation, biological process: IMP salvage; hypoxanthine metabolic process; GMP salvage. The record is from RefSeq and is a predicted model, not a curated record. The transcript has 2 exons.